AUGAAAGACUUCGAGGCUAAUCAUUUAUUCAGUCUAGUGUGGGCCUACUCUACGGCGAAGAGGUUGGAUAAGCAGCUGUAUGAAGCCUGUCUCGAUAGAGUACGGCAACUGGGCAAUAAGAAAGACGAAGCGAAAGGCCGCGGAGUCGGUGAGAGGCCUCAGCCGGUGGACAUGGACGAGAUGGAUACCACAGUUCCGGCUGUCCUCCACGAGACGAAGCAUUUAAGUGUCAUCUGGAAGCCCGCUCAUUGGCACGUGUCAGUGACUUCUGCUAUAGCAGGGGCGGCUGAGGGGGAGGUAGAUGACGCCACGGAUGAAGAGGCCGAGGCCAAGGAUGCUGCCUUCAAGACGAUGACUAGUGCCAACGGGAAUGCCUCUGGCUUGCAGGAGUGGGUAGAAGAGGCCUACACUGGUUACCCGAUAGCAAGGGAUCGUCAUCAUGCCCAUGGUAUACUCCAUCGCCUUGAUGUGGGCACUAGCGGUCCUCUACUGUUGGCUCAUAGUUAUAAAGGCUUCUAUAUGGGCCGCUUGGUCUUCUGUUCCCACCAGAUCCUCAAGUCGACUCUGGACAAUGGGCAGUCCUACAGCACCACGUGUGUAGUAGCGCCUGAUGGAAAGCCUUCCCUUACGGAAGCUGUACCGGUGGCCCAUUACAAUGACGGAUCUGGCGAGGAAUAUUCGUUGGUGUUAGUGAAGUUGCAUACAGGAAGAACACAUCAGAUUAGAGUGCAUAUGGCGUACAUCGGCCAUCCCUUGGUAUGCGAUCCGAAGUACGGUAAUCCGACCGACCCCGAGGCUGCCAAGGCGGUGUGUGCAAUAGACAGAUUGUGGUGUCCUCGGACCUUCCUGCACAGCUAUCGACUCUGUUAUAAUCAACCAAUGGAUGUUGUUGAUGAGAAGGAUGCUACUGUGGACGUGUACGUGCCGAUGCCCUUGGAUCUACGUCUGGCUCUGGGCAAGUUGACUCCUGUAGAGGAGCAUUGUGCUGAGACUGCACGAUGGCUGAGUGGCAAGAAGUGUGAUAUUGAGGGAAAGAGCUUCGAGUCGAAGUAG
This is a messenger RNA of Perkinsus marinus ATCC 50983, 1053 nucleotides long. Its product is annotated as Ribosomal large subunit pseudouridine synthase D, putative. The transcript has 9 exons. Gene Ontology annotation, molecular function: RNA binding; pseudouridine synthase activity. The coding region runs from base 1 to 1053 and encodes 350 amino acids. The record is from RefSeq and is a predicted model, not a curated record. Lineage: Eukaryota; Perkinsozoa; Perkinsida; Perkinsidae. Gene Ontology annotation, biological process: pseudouridine synthesis.